Messenger RNA from Cyanistes caeruleus (blue tit), 2134 nucleotides. RefSeq names its product G protein-coupled receptor 12 (gene GPR12). Gene Ontology annotation, biological process: G protein-coupled receptor signaling pathway. The record is from RefSeq and is a predicted model, not a curated record. Lineage: Eukaryota; Metazoa; Chordata; Aves; Passeriformes; Paridae. Gene Ontology annotation, cellular component: membrane. Gene Ontology annotation, molecular function: G protein-coupled receptor activity.
GUGCCUCCUUCCUUCAUCCAUCCUUCCUCCCAGCCGCCGGGGGACAGCCCAGGUGAUCCGCCGCUGGGGACAGGGGUUAAAAUGAAUGAAGAUCUGAAGGUUAAUUUGAGCUGGCUGCCUCAGGAUCAUGUAGAAGCCAGCUCUACAGAGAAUGCCUCAGCUGCAGGCUCCUCCCUGGUUCCUGCCGUAGACCCUGAGCCAGAGCUUUUGGUAAACCCCUGGGACAUUGUCUUGUGUACUUCAGGGACCCUUAUCUCCUGCGAAAAUGCCAUUGUGGUCCUGAUCAUUUUCCAUAAUCCCAGUCUUCGCGCCCCCAUGUUCCUCCUGAUAGGCAGCCUGGCGCUGGCAGAUCUCUUAGCAGGCAUUGGAUUGAUCAUCAAUUUUGUUUUUGCCUACCUUCUGCAGUCAGAAGCUACGAAACUGGUUACGAUUGGACUGAUUGUUGCCUCUUUCUCAGCAUCUGUUGGCAGCUUGCUGGCUAUCACUGUUGAUCGGUACCUCUCCCUGUAUUAUGCUCUGACUUACAAUUCAGAGAGGACUGUGACUUUUACCUAUGUCAUGCUUAUAUUGCUCUGGGGAGCAUCUAUCUGUAUUGGACUGCUGCCUGUAAUGGGCUGGAACUGUCUCAGAGAUGAAUCCACCUGCAGUGUUAUCAGACCACUCACUAAAAAUAAUGCAGCUGUCCUUUCGGUCUCUUUCUUGCUUAUGUUUGCCCUCAUGCUGCAGCUCUACAUUCAGAUCUGUAAAAUCGUGAUGCGCCAUGCCCAUCAGAUUGCCUUGCAACACCAUUUCCUGGCCACUUCCCACUAUGUGACCACCCGAAAAGGAGUGUCUACUUUGGCCAUUAUUUUGGGGACUUUUGCUGCUUGCUGGAUGCCUUUUACGCUCUAUUCUUUAAUAGCAGAUUACACCUAUCCUUCUAUAUACACCUAUGCCACCCUCCUGCCAGCUACCUACAAUUCCAUCAUCAAUCCUGUAAUAUAUGCUUUUAGAAACCAGGAGAUACAGAAAGCACUUUGGCUCGUCUGUUGUGGCUGUAUUCCUUCUAACCUGUCUCAGAGGGCAAGAUCACCCAGUGAUGUCUGAUUGGCAGCCACGAGGACGCUCCUUAACUUGUUAUUUUCCAGACAUUCUGUCUUUGGUUUAGAUGCAUUCAUUAAAUGGUGUGUGAUGGGUUCACAUAAAAACCACAGGAUGGACUGACCUUUUGGUAAACAGAAAACCCCAGCGACCAAAAUCAAUCGAGUGGUUUAAGGAAGAUUUCCAAAAUCAAAAGAAUCAGUGUUCUUAACAGAUUUAUAACGUUGCUCAGGGUCUUUUUGUCAUGUUACCCAGACUUUGCCAAGUUUGCCAUGAUUUUACAUUAAGUUUUCUAAUUAAAAUAAGAUCAAAACAGCAUACUCCUUUAAAAUUGUUUAUGUGAUUUGGUUUAGUCACACUGCAUGUUACAAUCUGUUCUUAGGAUAUUUUUUUCCUCUUUUAUUUUUUUAAACAGAAAUAAAAAACCCAACCAAGUCCUGUUACCCCAUCUGUAUAUCAUCAGAAUAGUCUUCAAAAUAAUGGCCAAUUGUACUGAUUAAUAUGGAAUUUAUUGUAAUAAUCUCAGUGCAACUAAUUUGCUCUAAGUGAGAAAGUAGUUGUGCAGCUUUCUAUUUUAUGUCUCAGCAUGAAUUAGGUUGACGAUUUUUCGAUUUUUUUUACCUGUUCUCUCAUGUGCUCUGGCUGGAUGUUAAAGCAAGAGAUAUGCAUUGCUUUCCUUUUUAAAAGUCAGACAUACGUUUGCACUUGCCCACGGGACAUUGGAACUAUGCUGUUGAUUUUAAAACUGAUGGGGCUAUCUUUGAAAUUGAUGAAACAAUGUGGACUCUUUCGGCUAUGCAUUUGUAAUAGACUGAAAACUAGGUUCCUCAGACAAGUUUAUCUUUCCAGAAGAGUGUAAGAAAUGUUUCAUAAAACAACCUACAGAUUGCUUGCAGCACAUAUUUAGUGCUACAUGAAAUGGUUCCCCUAUGUUGUUACCAAGUCAAUACUAUUUGUUUUCACUGUUCUCCUAUGUAAUUUUAAAUACCAACAUUUAUAAAUUCUCAAAGCAUAUCUACUUCAUAAUUAUAUGCAGCCAGAACUGCAAGAUGAA